This is a messenger RNA of Pangasianodon hypophthalmus (striped catfish), 4379 nucleotides long. RefSeq names its product putative ferric-chelate reductase 1. The transcript has 12 exons. The record is from RefSeq and is a predicted model, not a curated record. Gene Ontology annotation, molecular function: oxidoreductase activity, acting on metal ions. NCBI's taxonomy places the organism in Eukaryota, Metazoa, Chordata, Actinopteri, Siluriformes, Pangasiidae. Bases 535 to 1782 code for a protein of 415 amino acids.
UAAAUUUUCAGAAAUUAUAUUUUCCAAAAAAAAUUUUGUCUUCAACACUACCAAGCAAUUUAAAGCAAAAAAAAAAAAAAAGAAAAAAGAAAAUAUGAAAGUAUCUGGAUAUGUAUUAAAAUUAUACAUGAAAUGGUUAAAUAAUAAUAAAAAAUGUAAUUGUUGGCAAAUUACUGUUGUAUAGGAGGAAUAAAACACUCUGAUCCCAAAUGUGCUGUUAUUGGAAAAUAACAACUUAAACACUAACAGUAAGAGUAACUCUGCUUCGCGUUGGGCCACAUCACACCACCAGUUAUUUUCCUAUAACAGAAUGCCCCCAAGUGUUUUAUUCCUAAUUUAACUCUCACUUGUAAUGCACCUAGAAUAAUGUCACUCUGACAUACCAGAGGUUCACUGACUUGCAUUCAAUUGUACUAACAUUCUUAUAUACAUUCAUAUUAAUUAAAACACCCAUCAUAUUAAUUAAAGAUUGUGUGAAUAGGAAAUGGAAUUAUAGUAAUCACAUCCUUUAUACAAGCCUUAACUCUCUUGUAGAUGCCUGUAUUUUCUCUUCUCUUCACCUCUCUUACCCUGCUGCUCCGAUGCUGCAAUUCAAUAGUCAUAUCUAGUGCCGGAUGUGGGACUCGUAAAGUGUGCUUCAGUAAACCCGACGGUUGUGACCCGGCUAAAGACGCGAACUGCUACUUCAUGUCGGCCGUGCCGUCGCCUGGUAUUUGGGAAAUCGCGUUUGAGAUCCAUGGACUUGCAGAAGGAUUUGUCUCCUUUGGCUUUUCAGAUGACCAGCUUAUGGGUAAUGAUGACAUCUACAUUUGCGUCCUGGACAGUAAUGGUAGCACCAAUGUCCGUCAUGCCUUCUCUACUGGGAGAAGCAGACCAAAGAAUGUUCCACUGGGCAAUGUUUCACAUAUAAGGACCUCAGUGAUGGAUGGAGCCAUCAGCUGCUCCUUUAUAUCGCGAAACCCCAUCAGUACUACAAGAAUCUCAGGAAUGAAUAGCAGUCAUUAUCUAUUGUUUGCCUAUGGAUCAAGUGUUGAUGGUACAACAGUGAAGCAGCUUUUUAUGUUGGCAGGUGAAAUCCUGUUUCAUGGACAAAAUCAAUUUGUUAGUGCUGCCCCAGUGGAUAUAUUCAAUCCACAGAUUACCAGAAAUAUGCAGCUGCCUGUGAUCAUUAAAGCCCAUGGUUCUCUUAUGCUUAUUGCCUGGAUGUGUACUGCCAGCACGGGCAUGAUGAUUGCACGCUAUUUGAAGGCAGUCAUGGGAAAAGGUUGCUGUCGCAAUGACCUCUGGUUUGUGGCUCAUGUGUCUUUAAUGUCCGUCUCUGUUGCUGUGACCAUCACUGCAAUUGUUCUUUUGUUUGCACAUGUUAGGGGCUGGAGUGGGGGGCUUCAUCCUAUAUUGGGAACUUCGGUGCUGAUCCUCAGCCUGAUUCAACCACUCGCAGCUGCUUUUCGCUGCGCACCUGAACAUGAACGGCGAUACAUUUUCAGUUGGCUGCAUGAUAUAAAUGCUGCUGCCAUUAAAGUGCUUGCAGUGGCAGCCAUAUUCACCGGCCUGUCGCUAAUCUGCAACUCAGACCGAUCUCUUCUUGAGGUGAUGGGUGGAUUCGUGGGCUGGGAGGGACUCUUUUUUCUUCUCCAAGAGCUUCACAUGCACUUAAGAAAAACGGAUGAUGAAGAAAAUGGUUUUGAACUGAUCAGUGCAGAAACAACUCUCAUGAUCCUGUACUUGCUUGGAAACCUGAUGUUCUUGGUGACACUUUUGGCUGGAAUUAGCAUGAUGUAGAAUUUAUAUUAUUUUAAUGUAAAUUAAAGUAAACAAAGUAUAUACACAAAAUAUAAUAUGUUGUAGUUAGCACCAUUUAUUUAUAUAAAUGUUUGAUAAUUUAAGAAAAAAAAAUGUACUGAACUAUCUCCUGAGAAAAAGUCUGAAGUGCUAGUAAGUGGAAGGUUGUAAGUUCAAGUCACAGCCUUGCCAGAGAUCUGACAACUUUCAAGAAGACUGUUGAGCAAGACCCACAACUGGUCAGCUGUUCACCUGGCCUGGAUUUACCUUCACUUCUAAAAUGUUUUUAAUGCUACAUGAUUACUAAUGCUAAUUUCCGGAGUAGUACAACAGAGGGUCUGGGGGUACAACUAUGUUUGAAUACUUACUGUUUGGCUCAGGAAAAAGGAAACUAAUUAGCUUAGCUUGCACAUUUUUUUCCCUUGCUAAUGUUGUUACUGUUAAAUGGCAAUGGCAGGUGUUGCUAGUAGGGUGUGUGCACACCCUGAGGCACUUGUCCAACGCACAUUUUCUCCCUGCAAAGAGGGAAAUUGUAAUGUCAGAAGGCUGGAAGAGCAAGAGGAAAAUCUUUAUAGUAAAUGAAAGGUUCUCAAAAUUCUCAAUGGAAGCUAUGUGGCUAAUGAUGCAACAUUUUCAGGAACCCUCAGCACUGACCCACAACACCAUGGUGGAGUUUUAAAUCAACCACCAAGACAGCACAAAAUUGCAAGGCAAUGCUUCUGUCCUUUGAGCAACUGAAGUGCAGUAUCAGCAUUAUUUAUGAGUGCUGUCUGUUAGCCUUUGAAAUCAUUUAAUACACAGCCUGAAGGAAAACACCCUGGAGAUCCAGAAUAAAAGAAAUAUCGAAGUUUACAUAUGUGAAUGAUUGUGACAGAUAAAUGCAAAAAAAGCCUUGUCUUCAGUCAGCAACAGUGGCUCAUGAAGAAGUGCAUGUGUUCUACUAAUAACACUAUUAUUGCUGUUACUAUAUAUGGCACUUUAUCACUACUACGUUGGAAUAAUCACAUUUACUACAUAGUGUUUUUUUUUUUUUUUUUUGCACAAUUACACAAUUAACAAGAAAUCUCAGUUAAUAAAUAAUUAAGAUUUAACACACAUUAGCAUAACACCUGCAUUUCUUUGCAUUGUGACAGAUAAAUCAUUCAUAGGGGGAAAAAAACAGAAGAAGGUGAGAGUUGAACCACUGAGUUGAGGAACAACGGUAGUAGUGUUAUAUAUACACACAGCAAGUAAAUAUAUAGUAGCAAAAAUAAAAUAUAAAGCAUGUAAAACAACAGCAAUAAUUACACAAGCACCUACAUGUAUAUAGCCAAGAGCAGCAUAACCCCUCCUUCCACCUCUCCAGGAGCCCCAGGUGGGACAUACUGGCUUUCACUCUCUUUCUCUCACUUUGCCAGAUUUAGUGCCCCACCUGGUUCCAGCACCUUCAGCUCGCCUGCAGGCAGUCUUGAUCCUGUGUGGUAUUGCACCACAGAGGGACUCACCCUUAGACAUCUGAGCCACCAGUACCUUCUGAAACUCUACUUCUUUUUUGGGGGGUUUAUCUUUUACUUUACAUCACCCACACACUCAUAAAGAAAACUCUUACAUUCCAGUUAACCCAAAGCUUGAACCCCGAUCAUGAGAAAGAAGUCACUAGCCUAGUGAGCCACCAGUGCCUUUGGAUAAUGGUAGCCAUCUUUUUGGGGGGUUUAUCUUUUACUUUACAUCACCUAUGCACUUAUAAAGAAAACGCAUGCAUUCCAGCUGAGCCGAGGCUUGAACCCCGAUCAUGAGUUACAAAUAAAAUGGUCAUGGACCUCUCCAUGGAUACAUAACAUUAUCAAAUGGUGUAACUAUUUCUUCUACAAUUCUUGUGUGCACUACCAAUAUUUUAAUCAAAAUGUUUGGUCUACUCCAGUCUGUCUCCAGCGGGAUUUUAACACAAUAUAUUAGCCUGAGCAUGACAUUACAAGGUUACUACCGAGACAGGAAGCAGAUUGGUGGUUUUACCCCCAGGCGGCUGUUUGGAGCCAAAUGUUACAGCUGUCUGUUCUCAUCAUGAUGCUCAGGAUAAAUGAGAGUGGACAGGUUCAAGAAGUACAGCAGAUUCAGGUUAGUGCACCCAGAUCUGGCCAUAUAUAUACAUAUCUGGCAAAUAUUGAGCCUUGCCUGUAAUACAAUUCCACCACCAAAAAUUGCUUGGAGUUCUUUUUUCAUACAGUUUUUCAAUUCAUACAAGUAAGAUUUCCCAAGUAAGAUUCCAAACAAAUUUAUCCCAGUAUAUCCUUCAACAAAUAACUAAUUAAAUAAAUGAAUAAAUUUACCAAGAUAAAGAAUAUGAAAUAUGUAUAUUCAGUGUAUGUGUGUAUGCAUGUAUGUAUGCAUGUAUGCUCACUGAAACUGGGUGAGCCUGUGCCCACUGUAGCCUCAGAUUCCUGUUCUUGGCUGACAGCAGUGGAACUUGGUGUUGUCUUCUGCUGUUGUAGAAAAGUAUGGAGAAUGAAAGGAACAGCUCAUGAUCCAGAGUAUACCACAUCAUGUGUCAAACAUGGCUGUGUUAUGACAUGGGCAUGUAUGGCUGCCAAUGGAACGGGCUCACUGGUGAUUAUUGAUGA